CGUACCGUUACCUAGCGCCUCUCCCAUUCGUUCGCUAAGAAACUACCGCUACCACUGCGUGCUGUCAUCACCCAAUCAAGAAGAAAGCAACAAAACCACCAGAAACUAUCGAAAGUGUUGUGCGAAACGGUUGCAAAUGUGAUUCCGACUUCCGUAGUAAGCUUAGACGCACGUAGAACCCGGAAAAAGCUAAAACCCGCCGCGAGACAAAGUGAUAUUGUGCCGUUUUCACCUGUGAUUUGCGUCCGCUGCCCUGUCACAUAUUUUCCUUUUGACACGCUGUAACUAUGGAAGAGGCUUCGUGGGUUGGCAAAGCCGUUUCGAUUCAUUGCACGGAACACCUUGGCGUUUUUCAGGGCACCAUCAAGGACCUGAGCAGCGAUCAACUGACCAUUGUCCGUGCAUUCCGCAACGGAGUCCCUUUGAAGAAACAAGAUGCCGAAGUUACUUUGAGGAUCGGAGACAUAAUGAAGAUAGACUUAAUUCCAUAUCAUAACGCACAGAAUAAUGUCGGGACAUCGCUGAUAAACAACCCGACGCCGGUGAAGCAGCCAAAUUUUGGGGCUGCCUCGUCAGCUCCUUCGACUUCGCGGGAAAGCGCGCUUACGUAUAAGAUGUCCAACAUGAAAAUGAAUGGCGUUCAGCGACGUUCGCCGACAGCUGACAACAAAAACGCUAAUGGCAAGCAAAUGCACAUGAGCAAGUCGCCUUCGAAUGUGAAUGUGGCCAAGUUUUUCGGCAUGCUUCCGUCGACGGUUGAAUCGAAACUAGUGCAAGCGGCCCCGUAUCAACAAGACAACGGGCGCAGUUCAAGUAAACCGAUCGAUAUUGUUAAUUCAGCUAGAUCGGCGCCGACAAACACACCAUUCAGGCAACAGGACCGCAAGAAAUCGAGGAGGAACAACAAAAAUCAUACUUUCGGUACGCCCGUGGACGAUCCCAUAAUGGGGGAAGACUUUGAUUUUGAGGGCAACUUGAAGUUGUUCGAUAAGCAGGCGGUCUACGAUGCUAUCGAAGCAGGCCAAAAGCCUGACUUGGUAAGUCGGAAAAAGGUAAGGCAAACUUUGCCGUCACAACAGAAAUAUCGGCACGACGAGAACGUCAUCGCCACAACGCCGAUGCAAUAUCGUCAGAUCGAGAGUGGAUACCAAAGCACUCAUGAAUUUGUUACUGAUGAGGGUCUCAUAAUCCCUGCAAUUCCAUAUUUACAGCGAUCUCAAAUUCAACUUUUAGCUGAACGUAAUGGUCUUACCAGCGAGCGACAAUGUGAUAUGCUAGCGCGCGGUACAAGCGAUCUGGCUAUUCUUCUCUUAGGUGGAGCGAGGCGAUUGAAUCCCAACAAUGAGCACCAAUGGCCUAGAAUAGUUAUAAUAUGUGAUAAGAAAUCUGAUAAUGCCAAGGCUUGUGAAGUAGCUGCUGCCACCGGUAGACAAUUAGCAUCGCAUGGCCUCAAAGUGAUUCUUUAUAUUAAAGAAGAGGACAUUGAUCAAAAUUGUAUAGAGUUAAAGUUAUUUAAGGCAACUGGAAAUAGAAUCGUUUCAUCCUUGAACGAAUUGCCAUCAUCUGAUCUCGUGAUACUUUCUCUAACUUCUGAUGUCUUGCCGACAUUAGUUAAGAAGUGGAUUAUCGAGAACCGGUCCUCCGUUCUAGCGAUAGAUCCACGGCCAAAUGGCAUUCCCGAUGUACAAAUAAAAUGUUCCAUUCUUCCCAUACUGCCACUGAAUAAUACAUCAUCAUCAUGUGGUAAACUCUACUUAUGUAAUCUAGGCAUACCCGACAAGUUUUUCCAAGACUCGGGAAUCACGUACAAAAGUCCUUUUGGGCACAAGUUCGUUAUACCAAUUCAUAUGAAGGACUGAAAAUCAUUUUAAAAAUAUAGAAGAAAACCUCACAUAUUUCAUAUUUUUUUAUUUUAAAAUGCAACCAUUAUAUUUGGUAAAGAUUUUUUAAAGAAAACAGAAAAAGAAAAAACAGAUACGAUUAAAACGAAGUGAAAUAGAACACGCUUAUAUACGUAGACAGGAUAACAAGUCAUUAUAAUAUUUGUUUACAAUAUCUUCUCUCUUAGCUAAAAUUCACAAUACAGAGAUUUUCCUUUUAAAUGUGCAGUUCAGGUCUUUUUGACUGUAUAAAGUUUUUAUGAAAGUAAAAUGCAAUGGCGGAAAUUUGUUCAUGUCGGAGCAGAGGCUUCUAUUUCAAUGUAGUAUCGAACAAGUUCUUCGUUGUUAGCAUAUUGGUGUGAAUUUCGACCUCUGUUUGAUGACAUUGGCGAAUUAAACUCACAAAAGACAAAAUUUUAUGUACGUCAAAGACUCUCAUAACUUACGAAUUUAAUAAAAAAAAAUAACAUUUGGAAAAAUAAUGGAGACACAGUUUAUAGAAAUAAAGAUCAUCAUUGUAAUAUGUAUUGAGGAAGAUAA
Messenger RNA from Hermetia illucens (black soldier fly), 2420 nucleotides. RefSeq names its product enhancer of mRNA-decapping protein 3 (gene Edc3). Lineage: Eukaryota; Metazoa; Arthropoda; Insecta; Diptera; Stratiomyidae. Bases 288 to 1859 code for a protein of 523 amino acids. Gene Ontology annotation, biological process: P-body assembly; deadenylation-independent decapping of nuclear-transcribed mRNA. The record is from RefSeq and is a predicted model, not a curated record. Gene Ontology annotation, cellular component: P-body. The transcript has 9 exons. Gene Ontology annotation, molecular function: mRNA binding.